UAAUGAAGCAGGUGAUUCCCUUGACAACACAUUUUAUUAGAACCAAUCAACAACAAGUCUAACAAACAACUGUUGCCAAUGGUUAUCGCAGAUGCUGUAUAAAACCGAACAUUCAUCUCACCCAAGCAGCUGUUAAGCAAGAAAGGAGAACGAAAGAUGCAGUCACUUUCGAGGAUGUGCCUUGGCGUUGCAGUUGCAUUAGUGUGUAGCGUAUUAACAGAAGGAAGAUCGCUACCAAAGGGCUCUGUGGACGAUCGCAUAGCAAACCUCUUUAGGAGGGAUGCCAAUGGCUUGCUCGCUGUAAAAUCUAUUAAACGGGGUGAUUUGCUCCCAUCUAAUUCAUCCGACUCUGAAUAUCACAGGCGUGGUCCUUCCGACAAAAGGUGGAUAGGUCCAAAGCUUUCAAUUGACUCUGUGGAAGAUAACCGCGUGGCAAAUCUUCUGAGAAGGGAACCUAAUGAAUUGCUCGCUGUUAAGUCUAAACGGAAUGAUGAGUACCUAGCUCCUACCUCCCAUUUGAACUUUCCUCCACCAGGCAGGCGGAUUGGAAGGGGGAUAGGUCGAUCAGUUCCAAAGGACUUUGUGGAGGAUAAACGUAUGGCAAAGUUUUCACGGAGGGUUGCUAAUGGUUUGCUCCCUGUAAAGCCUAAACGGGAUGAUUAGUGCCCACCUUCUUCCGACGUCUCUGAGGACGAUCGAGCUUAGAAAAAAGAAAUGUCUUAAAAAGAUAACGAGUAAUACUGAUACUAUAACAUAACACAUGACGUCACCAGAAAUAAAAAUUGAAGAUAAUACAGAGCAUGUGGGUCAAUAGCGCUUGCGCUAAUGUUUAUUGUACAAGAAAUAUCCGACUUGAAAUAAAUAUUGAUAUGAUUUAUGAUAUGAUAUGACUUCUAAAUAAAAAUUAUAGACAUCAAAAGAAAAACAACUGUUUUCUUGUUGCUUGUUUGUCAUAAUGGUAUCGUAAUAAAAUACCUACUGAUAU
Messenger RNA from Owenia fusiformis, 985 nucleotides. The record is from the annotation of a GenBank genome assembly. Lineage: Eukaryota; Metazoa; Annelida; Polychaeta; Sabellida; Oweniidae.